CUGCUGUGAGGAGUCUGAGGGCGGUAGGGGGCGCCCACACCUGCCAAUGGAAAUCAACGGGAACCGCAGCGACAGUGAUGAAGUGAGAAGAGGAUAUGUUUUCGCUGACUGGUCGCCGUCACUCAGCCAGAAUUCAACAGACAGUCGACUUGGGUUAGGAAACAACUGCAAAAAAGAGCCCUAUCAAAGAGGAACGAAGAACCCCCACGCCCUACAAUAAAAGAGCAGUCGCAGAUGCAAGGUCAUGUCGUAGCCAGUGUUCUCCAUUCUCCCAGCUCGUCAGUUUCGCAGCCGCAGCCUGUCCAUUUCACUCAGCUCUCGGCAACAGCCUGACACAGAAGCCAACCGGAACAACAUGCUGCUGCUGUCUCGACCUGACCGCGAAGAUGCAAGGAGCUCCAACAUUGCCUGGGCAUUGAUUUGACUGACUAGGCGGUAUGAAAUAAAAGUCAGCAGAGCAGCAAAGGACAGACAUCAUUUGAGCCCUGCUGAAAGGUCAACUGCAUUCGGUGUGACCGAGGACAUUCAGGAUAACAUUGUCUCAGUCUGUCUCAUGUGAAUCAAUACAUCUGAGAUUGAAGAUGAUGUUCUACAGCGAAGGCUUCAUUGGCUAAGUGGAAAGGAAACUGAUGAUGAGCAGGAAAUAAAAUUUGAUACAUUAAGCAAUCAGAAAUGUUGUGCCGAAGACUGCGAUAUUUUAGAUACAGGCAAUUUCGAUGGGUGCUGACAGGAAUUUUCUGUUCAAUAACCUUACUAUUUCUUAUAAGACGUGACAAGAGUCCUGUGAAUGAGCACCAAAAUUUGGAGCUUGUUGAAGAGGACCCCAGAUAUUAUGUAAAUUGCACUGGUGUUAUCAAUGGAGAUGAAGAGUCAAUAAAACUGGCUAAACUUCAGACACUCUCAGUUAUAUACAAAAAACGUCUUGUGCUGAAUGAGAAAGAUUACAUAGACAUGACCAAACAUUGCUCCAACUUCACCAGAUUACAAAGGUAUAUCACAUUUCCACUUAGCAAAGAGGAAGAAGAAUUUCCAUUAGCAUAUUCAAUAGUAAUCCAUCACAGGAUUGACAUGUUUGGAAAACUUUUACGCCUGAUAUAUGCACCUCAAAAUUUUUAUUGUAUUCACGUUGAUAAAAAGUCAUCUCCAACUUUCUUGGAUGCAGUCAGGGGCAUAGCCUCCUGCUUUGACAAUGUUUUUGUUGCCAGCCAGCUUGAAAAUGUAACCUAUGCAUCCUGGAGCAGGGUUCAGGCCGAUGUAAAUUGCAUGAAAGAUCUACUUCAAAAGAAUUCAACAUGGAAAUACUUGAUCAAUCUUUGUGGCAUGGAUUUUCCCUUAAAAACCAAUUUGGAAAUGGUGGAAAAACUCAAGGCUUUAAAAGGGGCAAACAGCUUAGAAACAGAGAAGACUGCACCACAUAAAGAGAAGAGAUGGAAACACAGUUUUAAGGUGGUGAAUGGGAAAUUAAAGGACACAGAGACGAAUAAAAAUGCUCCACCAAUUGAAACACCAAUGUUUUCAGGAAGUGCCUACUUCAUUGUCAGUAGACGUUUUGUGGAAUAUUUAUUUAGAAGCCCUAAAAUACAAAAGUUUAUUGAAUGGGAAAAGGAUACUUUCAGUCCAGAUGAACACAUGUGGGCAACACUGCAAAGAAUGCCUGAUAUGCCUGGAUCAGUCCCUGUUAAUAAUAAAUACGAUACCUCCGACAUGAACUCUUUAGCAAGGCUAGUAAAAUGGAGUUAUCUUGAGGGUGAUAUUUCCAAAGGAGCACCUUAUCCACCUUGCACUGGGGCACAUGUCCGUUCAGUAUGUGUAUUUGGAGCAGGGGAUCUGAAAUGGAUGUUGCAGCAACAUCACCUAUUUGCCAAUAAGUUUGACACAGAAGUCGAUGGAAUUGCACUGCAAUGUUUAGAGGAGCAUCUAAGACAUAAAGCUAUUAGCAAUCUUUUAAGUUAUACUGAGGCAUGAUCUUCCUAAAGAAAUAUCUCAAUUUGGGAAUUCUCAGUUCUCUAAACAGAAUGGGAGACUGCCUGUUUUUCUUCAUAACUUAGUGAUCUACAAACACAUUAUAAAACAUGUAUGUUAGAAGCAUUCAGGCUUGAUAUUGAAUGUAGGAGUAUAAUGCUGAGCAAAAUCUAAGCCAAGAGAAAGCAUUCCUGCUCCUCUACCCACAAGCUAUUUUGUAAUGGCAAUUUCCUUGACCUCAUUUCCCUUGAGGCCUAGAAAAUCUGCCCAUCCAUGUUAAACCCACAAUGCGUGAGAGUCGGAGCCCCAUGUAAUUAUUAAGUGGACAUCCUGUUUCUUGGGUACUGGGACAACUGUUCAUUUGUUGUCCCGCCUUUACUGGUAAGUCGAGAUUGAAUGUGAGAUUUGUAAAACACCUCACAUUGAGUAUUAGGAGUACCCCAAUUCAUCCUGCUACUGAAUUUAAAUUGCAGAUCGAUAAUUAUGGAGAAAAACAAUCACAUUCCUCAGUUUCCUUAAAAGAGUAAGUCCACCAAAUUUGCCAGGCUGGUACUGGUUGAUGGCUCAUAAAUGUACCAGGCUACAUGCUAGAUUAAGUUCUUUAUGUAGUAGAAGACUAGUUUUUUAAAAGCACUGCCUCUGUGUUCAAUGAACAGUAUGUAUGUGCACUUCCUUGCCAAAUUAAAAUAACAUUGAAUAUUUAAAGGAGAAAACUUCAGGCCAAGUCAUUAUUAUUAUUCAGCAGGACUAAAUGCAAAUUUGCAUUAUUGCUUUUUAAAUUAUAUAGGUUGUAAAAAAGAACUAGUUUAAAGCCACUUAUUUUCAAAAACAUCAAUAUUAUAUUCAGCAAACUAACUUAAUGGCACCCAAUAUUGUCUGGAAAUGUGAGCCUCAAUUGUAAUCUGGCUCAAUUCAAAUUUAAUAAUUACAAUUUAUUUGCAUAUAGGGUAUU
Messenger RNA from Hemiscyllium ocellatum (epaulette shark), 2914 nucleotides. Its product is annotated as beta-1,3-galactosyl-O-glycosyl-glycoprotein beta-1,6-N-acetylglucosaminyltransferase-like. Bases 673 to 1965 code for a protein of 430 amino acids. Lineage: Eukaryota; Metazoa; Chordata; Chondrichthyes; Orectolobiformes; Hemiscylliidae. Gene Ontology annotation, cellular component: membrane. Gene Ontology annotation, molecular function: beta-1,3-galactosyl-O-glycosyl-glycoprotein beta-1,6-N-acetylglucosaminyltransferase activity. The record is from RefSeq and is a predicted model, not a curated record. The transcript has 3 exons.